CUUUAAUGUUGAAAAACAAAAUGUGAAUAUCUCUUUGACCAAAGAAAAAGAUGAAAGAGUGACUACGCGCGUUGACACAAAGGCAUCUAGUGGCAUUCACACCGGAUAACGCAACGCGCCUAUGGUAUCAUUUGCGGACGGCGUCCAGUAAUAAAAAGACGACGACGAGAACAUCAACCAGGAACGAAGCUAUGGAGGUGAAAAGGCGGGCGGUGGAAAGUCUGGUGACGAAACUGGGUUCGGUAUCGGAGCGGGCCCGAACAGAAGCCAUCUGUGAGCUGCGAAUCGUCUCAAAGAACGACGGCGACAGUCGGCAGUUGAUCGCCGACGCCGGCGCUAUCCCUUACCUUGCGGAAUCGCUCUAUUCUUCCGACAAAGUCUGCCAAGAGAACGCUACGGCCGCCUUGCACAACCUCUCCAUCUCAUCUAAGGACGCUCUGAUAUCCACCCGCGGACUCCUUGACGCCCUCUCACACGCGCUCAGGAACCCAUCUUCCGCCUUUACUGCCCAGUGCGCCGCCGCCACCGUCUUUAGCCUCCUCACCGAGGAGAAAUUCCGGCCCAUCAUCGGCCACAAGCGGGACAUCGUCUUUGGCCUAAUCGACAUCGUGAGAAACCCUAAUUCGGCUUCUAGAUCGAUCAAGGAUGCGCUCAAAGCGCUUUUUGCCGUCGCGCUUUACCCUCUCAAUCGGUCCCUUAUAAUUGACCUAGCGGCAGUGCCUGCGCUGUUCUCCUUGCUCUGCAAAGACGGCAGACUUGGCGUUCUAGAAGAUGCCACGGCGGUGAUCGCCCAAAUAGCCGGCUGCAAGGAGAGCUGGGAGGCAUUCAGAAAGGUCUCAGGUGUCGGCGUCUUGGUGGACUUGCUGGACGACGCCACUGGAUCAAGCAAUAGAACCAAGGAAAAUGCAGUCUCUGCACUUUUGAAUUUGGUGCAGUGCAGUGGGCAAGAGGUGGCUGAGAUCAUUCGCGGAUUAGUUUUAGGCGCAGUAGGUGGAAUUAUAGAAGUUGCAGAGAAUGGAAGCGAGAAGGGGAGGAGCAAGGCAAUGUCAUUAUUAGAGAUUCUUGACGUGAGCUGCUCUGUUUUGGGAGAUGAAGAUUCUUAAUGCGAGCAGCUAGCUCUCUUCAGGAAGAUCAUAAGUUUGGAGGUGACUGUCUUAGUUAUUUAGUUUGUGUGAUAAUGAUAUAACUUGAAAAGUAAAUAUGUCCCUGGCUGUAUAGAUGAAUGGAUUGAAUUAUACCGUAUGAGGUAUGACGAUUAGUGUGUUUUUUCCAUCUGUUUGUAGCAAGUCCAGCCUAUGAUUAAGUUAUGAAGAUGAUAAUGAUGAUUGUGUUCUUAUCAUUCUUCUUGCCCCCCACACCUGUAUGUUUUGUGGCAUGGGGUGAGUUUCAUCAUAA
Messenger RNA from Cuscuta epithymum, 1395 nucleotides. NCBI's taxonomy places the organism in Eukaryota, Viridiplantae, Streptophyta, Magnoliopsida, Solanales, Convolvulaceae. The record is from the annotation of a GenBank genome assembly.